Molecule: messenger RNA, 722 nt
Organism: Soboliphyme baturini
Lineage: Eukaryota; Metazoa; Nematoda; Enoplea; Dioctophymatida; Soboliphymatidae
Source: the annotation of a GenBank genome assembly
UUGGUAUUAGACCUCUUUCUCUAUUUAGACGGUCGGAACGGCGAUAGCCCUGAAGAUACAGUGGUGGAAGCUCGAAGGGAAGCUGAAAGAAGCGUUCCAAAUAAUACGAAUCUGAACGAGUACGGACAAAGCGACACGACCGACGUGGACGUGUCGAACUUCGUUGAACACCUGGCAGCUUGGAAACUGAACCGCAGAGGAAUCGAAGGCGAGACGCUCGUUCACUUGCUGUUGAACAGUAACGACCCGAAAAGUCGCGUCAUAGCCAAGAUACUGAUCCGCGAGUACCGUAAUCUGGCGCUGGACAUCUACGAAGGCGAGAAGAUGUUCGGUAAUAGCGCCCUUCACCUGGCGAUAGUGUACGACGACUACGAGUGCGUUUCGUUGCUGCUCGAGUCGGGGGCCAUGCCGACGCAGAGGGCGAAGGGUCGCUUCUUCGCCCCGCUUGACGCCAAAAACAACCAGUCGGAGACCUACGAAGGACUGGCUUAUUACGGCGAAUACCCUUUAGCGUUUGCUGCGAGUUUUGGCAACAAGGACAUCUAUGACCUGCUGCUGCAGUAUGGAGCUGACCCAAACGCCCAAGACUCGUUUGGAAACACAGUUCUUCACCUCUGCGUCAUCAACAACAGCAUUGUAAGUAAUCUGCGAAUUAUCGACUUCAAUACUUCCAAUUGGAUGAAACCUAAAACUGAACAUAAAAUAUAUAAUAAAUUAUAGGC